Messenger RNA from Uranotaenia lowii, 2017 nucleotides. RefSeq names its product N-acetylglucosamine-6-phosphate deacetylase. The transcript has 4 exons. The record is from RefSeq and is a predicted model, not a curated record. Gene Ontology annotation, molecular function: N-acetylglucosamine-6-phosphate deacetylase activity. Bases 593 to 1819 code for a protein of 408 amino acids. Lineage: Eukaryota; Metazoa; Arthropoda; Insecta; Diptera; Culicidae. Gene Ontology annotation, biological process: N-acetylglucosamine catabolic process.
GUUUUCUAUAUUCUCUAUUCUUCAUGCAUUGCAAAAAUGUGAUUCAACCAGAAAUCGGGACCCCUGCACGGGUCCUUAUCGCAUGCAUGGCGAAGAUGUGUUUGCUGACACACUUUCGCUAUCAAUUUGUCAAGUUGUGUCAGUGCUAAAGUUUGCAGCAUUAUCAGAGAUCAUCGUUUAUUUAAUAUUAUUUGCUUCCUUAAAGCCGAACAAUGACUUCUGCCUGGUGCCAUAUACACACAUGGGAGCAGAAGAAACAUGCGAAUGGAGUGACCUUCCAAUUGAUAUAAAGCAGAAUGUAAAAUUGACGAUUGGCUUGUUUUCUGUCGUUUCUGCACUUCAGUUAGCUUUAGUUCUUUCAUUCGUUCGGUUCAUACGAUUCAUGCAUAGGAUCCGCAGUCUUUGUUAUCAGUUGUAGUUGCGAAUAGCUCUCCUUAAUAAAAUACCCGAUAGACUGAGGUUGUUUGAUUGUGCACCGAACGUGUGUUAUCAUUUCGUUAUCUUAAAAACUGAGCGACCAGACGAAGAGGAGAUCGAUCUUCGUUGAAGUGAAUCCAUUGAGGACAGCAUCCUCAGGAACUGGUUCGUCAAAAUGACGACGAAAUCGAAGCUGACCCAGUUUCGGAACUGUCGUUUGCUACGAGAACACCAACUGCUGCUCGAUGAUUUGUGGGUUCGGGAUGGAAAGAUUGUAAAUCCGGAAAAGGUAUUCUUCGAUGAGCGUCUACAGGCCGAUGAGCAGAUCGAUUGUGGGGGAGCGAUUCUGGCGCCCGGGUUUAUCGAUUUGCAGAUCAAUGGUGGUUAUGGGGUCGAUUUCUCGAACGACAUCCACACGGUGGAAGCCGGGGUGCAGAAGGUAUCCAAGGGGCUGCUAGCACACGGCGUGACCUCGUUCUGCCCGACACUGGUCACAUCGCCACCGGAAACCUAUCACCGUGUUUUGCCAAAGAUUCCGAAACGGGCCGGGGGCCACCACGGGGCAACCAUUCUGGGAUGUCACGUCGAGGGCCCUUUUAUCAAUUCCAACAAAAAGGGCGCCCAUCCGGAGGUGUGCAUCAAGGAGUUCGACCGAGGCUUUGAUACGGUGCUGGACGUUUACGGAUCCCUUGAUAAUGUGAGCAUCGUUACGUUGGCUCCGGAAAAGGAAAACGCCUCUAAGAUCAUUCGUGCACUCAGUGAUCGUGGCAUCACCGUUUCCGUUGGACAUUCAAUGGCCAAUCUACACGAUGGUGAGAUUGCGGUGCAACAUGGGGCAAAGCUGAUUACUCAUUUGUUUAACGCCAUGCUUCCGUUCCACCAUCGAGAUCCCGGCCUAGUUGGUUUGCUGACCACGGAAAAUAUUCCGGAAGAAGCGUUGGUUUACUAUGGCAUUAUUUCCGAUGGGGUUCACACCCACCCAGCUGCCUUAAGGAUUGCCUACAAAACUCACCCGGAAGGGUUGAUUCUAGUCACCGAUGCUAUCUCCGCCAUGGGUCUUCACGAAGGACGCCACCGGAUAGGGCAGCUGGAUAUGGAGGUGCGUCAGGGAAAAGCCUACAUAGCGGGAACGGACACGCUAUGUGGCAGUAUCGCUCCGAUGGAUGAGUGCAUACGUUUCUUCAAGAAGGCCUCCAAUUGUUCGAUUGAAUUUGCGCUGGAGGCGGCUGCGCUACAUCCUGCACGGUGUUUGGGGAUCGAAACCCAAAAGGGAACACUCGAUUACGAAGCGGAUGCGGAUUUCGUUGUUCUGGAUGAUCGUUUAAAUGUUCUUUCCACCUGGAUUGCAGGGGUAUGUGUGUACGAUGGCAAGAGAUCGGAAAUAAAUGGGCAAGCUUUGUAGGUGCACGUUCGGUUUGUUUGCUUCGAACAGCCUAAUUUAAUCGUUUAAAAAAUUUCAUUUGUACUAAAAUGUUAAGAAAAAAAAACUGAAGAGAUUGUGUUUCAAACACAACCGCAAGAUAAUCGUAGAAUUUCUAGAGUUGCAAUUGGAGUUGGAAAUCACUCAUCGCACUUCCACAGCCAGAACUUAAGCCUGAGU